Messenger RNA from Adelges cooleyi (spruce gall adelgid), 1017 nucleotides. RefSeq names its product mitochondrial import inner membrane translocase subunit Tim29. The record is from RefSeq and is a predicted model, not a curated record. Gene Ontology annotation, biological process: protein insertion into mitochondrial inner membrane. Gene Ontology annotation, cellular component: TIM22 mitochondrial import inner membrane insertion complex. The transcript has a single exon. Bases 84 to 701 code for a protein of 205 amino acids. NCBI's taxonomy places the organism in Eukaryota, Metazoa, Arthropoda, Insecta, Hemiptera, Adelgidae.
ACAAUUGUCAAUCAUUAUUAGAUUGAUCUUUUUAUAAUCGAUUUUAAGUUAAAAUAGUUUAAUUUUGUCAAAAAGAAAACAUUAUGUUUUGUUCUCGUCAACUGAUUAAAUGGUAUGGUACUCUUACGAGUAGCAGCUUAAAACAAAAGUCUGGAAGGUUUGCAUUUCCGGAACGUUUUCGCGGUACAAUUGUUGAACGCUGGAAAACGUAUUGGGAAAGCGUAGCCAAAGAUUACUACGAAUCCACAUUAGGUGUCGGUACUUAUAUCAAAGAAAAUCCUAUCAAAAGUGUUUUGGCCAGUACACUAGGAGGCUGUGUAUAUUAUUGUGUAUCCAAUAAUCCCGAUGAAAAUAGUUUCAGAUCUGAACUUCUGGAAUGUGCAAAUUCAAUGUUGUAUAUUUCACCUACAAUACGUAAUCCAAAUACUGUACAGCGUUUGGAAUAUUUGGAAAAAUGUUAUAACAUGGGCAUUGUUAAAAGGUUUGACCUAUUGCUGUUUUCAGUUAUCUGGAUCGACGAGUUCAAUAACGACAUUCAAUUGUUCAAAGCAAACUGUUCCUACAUAAAACCAACAAUACUGCAAAUUCCUCAACGAGCCAUAGAUAUUGGUUUUUUGGGCAAAUGGUGGCAUCUCAAACAAAUCAUGGUCGAUUAUGACAUAAAUCCCGACGAAUGGAAAAAUAUUGAAGAACAAGUGUAAUUUUUUAUUAACCCUGUUUAUGUUUGAUUUCACUCAUUUCUUUGCUUAUUUCUGUGUAAUCUUGUAAAAUACCUGAAUAAGAACGAUUCCCCUCUUCGAUUUAUUUACUGAAUUGAUUUAUAACAUAUGGUUUUCUGCUCAUUUUUUUUUUAAUUUAAUAUUGUACCAUACAAAUUUAAAAAGGUUAAUUUACUGUACAUUAGUUAUGAUGGAAUGUAAAUAUACAUCCAAAAUUACAUAUGCUCAUAUGGACAAAAAAAAAACCAUUGUUAUAAAUGCAUUUAGAACAAAACGAUGACAAUCAUUUAGUGUGCAA